AUGUAUGCAGAGACUGGCCUUCUGUUCCCUUAUUUUCAGAACUUCUCUCAAGAAGUGCAACAGCUUGAAGACUUCUUUGGCUAUCAGAAACCUAAUGCUUCAAUGAUGUGUAAUAUGGUUCAGACGUCCACUAUUUUGGAAUAUGACCUUGGGGGAGAAGGGGAUCUCUUCAAAGCUCCAGAACCUAUUAUUGAAGCAUCAGGAGUGGGCCUUGAUCCCAUGAUGGCUGCCAUUUCAAUGACCUCUUGUGGAGAUGUCAUUAACCCCCAAGCACUCAAGGUUACAGAUCUGGAAUCAAUUCAGAGUGAACAGCUUCUGAGUGAGGUUUUCUAUGAAUGCAAGAAGGAUCUAUUAGCAAAAGAAGCUACAGAAACACCACUCUCGGAGGUCAUGGACAUCAAAAUUCCUGCAACAAGGACAGAUGACAACCCAAUUGCAGAAGAAAAGUUACUUCCUCAGGGACCUCUCCAGAAAAGUGUUAGCUCAGGGUGUUUAAGCUCAAUGGAGUGGAUACAAGGGGCUCCAAUGAGGCCAAAUUUUCUGGAUUUUUCUGGACUGGACUUUGGAGCUGUUUAUGGAAUGCGAAGGGCAUUCAGUGAAGGAGACAUGAAGGUCAAUUUUAUAUGCUCUCUUGCAUUGUUAUCUCAUCUCUGUCCAUCGUGCUUUUAUCUGUAUCAAUAUUUAGCUCUCUUAUCCCAUUUGUCUCCAAGCCAAUUUAGUGGCCUUAAGGACAUAUGAACAUGAAAUGGCACCACAUCUACCUUUGAGAAAGGAAAAGGUAUAAAAAUAGGAGGAAACAUGACCAAAAGCAUAUGACAACAUGACAAAUGUUGACAAAAUGGUAAGGGAUAGUCAUUUCGAAAUUUGUAAAAAGGUUGACAUGAUUGAGACUUUGUUCUACUAUUUCUUUAUCCUAGAUUAGGGUUCACGUAUGCUUGCUGUUGUAUCUAUGCUACUCACUUCUGGGGAGAUACCAGAAGUUGUAAGACACAGAAACCUGAAAGGCAAUAAGGAGACCUGGUCUAUUCUUCACAAUUUUUGUCAGCAGAACAACGUAAAUAGGCAAAAAUGGAUGCAUUGGCUGGCCGUUGAUCCCUGUGAGCAUGUUACACCAAUUUGUCAAAUCUCAUUUUUGAACAGAUGUAAGGCAGUAGGAGCGUAGAUGAGAUUGUUUGGCACCUAUUGUUAGAACUCUGUUAGCUUUUUUUCCCCGGUAAGUAACUCCAUUGG
Ilex paraguariensis (yerba mate) is the source of this 1230-nucleotide messenger RNA. The record is from the annotation of a GenBank genome assembly. Lineage: Eukaryota; Viridiplantae; Streptophyta; Magnoliopsida; Aquifoliales; Aquifoliaceae.